AUGAGCAAGUCCUCGGACCGGUUCAUGAACGAGUCCUCAGACCGGUUCAUGAGCGAGUCCUCGGACCGGUUCAUGAACGAGUCCUCAGACCGGUUCAUGAACGAGUCCUCAGACCGGUUCAUGAGCGAGUCCUCAGACCGGUUCAUGAUCGAGUCCUCGGACCGGUUCAUGAUAGAGUCCUCGGACCGGUUCAUGAUCGAGUCCUCGGACCGGUUCAUGAUCGAGUCCUCAGACCGGUUCAUGAUCGAGUCCUCGGACCGGUUCAUGAUUGAGUCCUCGGACCGGUUCAUGAGCGAGUGCCCGACACCAGGGUGCGAUGGUUCGGGACAUAUUACUGGCAACUACGCGUCUCACAGAAGUCUCUCAGGGUGUCCUCGGGCCAGGAAGAGCGGGAUCAAGAUCAUCCACAGCAAAGAGAACAAGGAGGACCAGGAACCAAUCAGCUCAGUCUGUGGUUCUGUGGUGCAGCUCGGUCUGUGGUUCUGUGGUGCAGCUCAGUCUGUGGUGCAGCUCGGUCUGUGGUUCUGUGGUGCAGCUCAGUCUGUGGUUCUGUGGUGCAGCUCAGUCUGUGGUGCAGCUCGGUCUGUGGUUCUGUGGUGCAGCUCAGUCUGUGGUUCUGUGGUGCAGCUCGGUCUGUGGUUCUGUGGUGCAGCUUGGUCUGUGGUUCUGUGGUGCAGCUCGGUCUGUGGUUCUGUGGUGCAGCUCAGUCUGUGGUUCUGUGGUGCAGCUCAGUCUGUGGUGCAGCUCGGUCUGUGGUUCUGUGGUGCAGCUCGGUCUGUGGUUCUGUGGUGCAGCUUGGUCUGUGGUUCUGUGGUGCAGCUCGGUCUGUGGUUCUGUGGUGCAGCUCGGUCUGUGGUUCUGUGGUGCAGCUCGGUCUGUGGUUCUGUGGUGCAGCUCAGUCUGUGGUUCUGUGGUGCAGCCCGGUCUGUGGUUCUGUGGUGCAGCCCGGUCUGUGGUUCUGUGGUGCAGCUUGGUCUGUGGUUCUGUGGUGCAGCUCAGUCUGUGGUUCUGUGGUGCAGCUCAGUCUGUGGUGCAGCCCGGUCUGUGGUUCUGUGGUGCAGCUCGGUCUGUGGUUCUGUGGUGCAGCUCGGUCUGUGGUUCUGUGGUGCAGCUCAGUCUGUGGUUCUGUGGUGCAGCUCGGUCUGUGGUUCUGUGGUGCAGCUCAGUCUGUGGUUCUGUGGUGCAGCUCAGUCUGUGGUGCAGCUCGGUCUGUGGUUCUGUGGUGCAGCUCAGUCUGUGGUUCUGUGGUGCAGCUCAGUCUGUGGUGCAGCUCGGUCUGUGGUUCUGUGGUGCAGCUCAGUCUGUGGUUCUGUGGUGCAGCUCGGUCUGUGGUUCUGUGGUGCAGCUUGGUCUGUGGUUCUGUGGUGCAGCUCGGUCUGUGGUUCUGUGGUGCAGCUCAGUCUGUGGUUCUGUGGUGCAGCUCAGUCUGUGGUGCAGCUCGGUCUGUGGUUCUGUGGUGCAGCUCGGUCUGUGGUUCUGUGGUGCAGCUUGGUCUGUGGUUCUGUGGUGCAGCUCGGUCUGUGGUUCUGUGGUGCAGCUCGGUCUGUGGUUCUGUGGUGCAGCUCGGUCUGUGGUUCUGUGGUGCAGCUCAGUCUGUGGUUCUGUGGUGCAGCCCGGUCUGUGGUUCUGUGGUGCAGCCCGGUCUGUGGUUCUGUGGUGCAGCUUGGUCUGUGGUUCUGUGGUGCAGCUCAGUCUGUGGUUCUGUGGUGCAGCUCAGUCUGUGGUGCAGCCCGGUCUGUGGUUCUGUGGUGCAGCUCGGUCUGUGGUUCUGUGGUGCAGCUCAGUCUGUGGUUCUGUGGUGCAGCCCGGUCUGUGGUUCUGUGGUGCAGCCCGGUCUGUGGUUCUGUGGUGCAGCUUGGUCUGUGGUUCUGUGGUGCAGCUCAGUCUGUGGUGCAGCUCGGUCUGUGGUUCUGUGGUGCAGCUCAGUCUGUGGUUCUGUGGUGCAGCUCAGUCUGUGGUGCAGCCCGGUCUGUGGUUCUGUGGUGCAGCCCGGUCUGUGGUUCUGUGGUGCAGCUUGGUCUGUGGUUCUGUGGUGCAGCUCAGUCUGUGGUUCUGUGGUGCAGCUCAGUCUGUGGUGCAGCCCGGUCUGUGGUUCUGUGGUGCAGCUCGGUCUGUGGUUCUGUGGUGCAGCUCAGUCUGUGGUUCUGUGGUGCAGCCCGGUCUGUGGUUCUGUGGUGCAGCCCGGUCUGUGGUUCUGUGGUGCAGCUUGGUCUGUGGUUCUGUGGUGCAGCUCAGUCUGUGAUGCAGCUCAGUCCGUGGUUCUGUGGUGCAGCUCGGUCUGUGGUUCUGUGGUGCAGCUCGGUCUGUGGUUCUGUGGUGCAGCUCUGUCUGUGGUUCUGUGGUGCAGCCCGGUCUGUGGUUCUGUGGUGCAGCUCGGUUCUGUGGUGCAGCCCGGCCCGUGGUUCUGUGGUGCAGCUCGGUCUGUGGUUCUGUGGUGCAGCUCUGUCUGUGGUUCUGUGGUGCAGCCCGGUCUGUGGUUCUGUGGUGCAGCUCGGUUCUGUGGUGCAGCCCGGUCCGUGGUUCUGUGGUGCAGCUUGGUGUCCGGUCCCGGGGUGUGACGGCCAGGGUCAUGUGACGGGGAAGUACGCCUCCCACAGGAGUGCCUCGGGCUGUCCUAUCGCGGCCAAGCGCCAGAAAGACGGAUACUUAAACGGAAUUCAGUUCACGUGGAAAUCGGGAAAGACAGAGGGGAUGUCGUGUCCCACUCCGGGCUGCGACGGCUCGGGACAUGUCAGUGGCAGCUUCCUCACUCACCGCAGUUUGUCAGGUUGUCCUCGAGCCACUUCAGCCAUGAGGAAAGCCCGACUCUCAGGCGUGGACAUGCUCUCCAUCAAACAGCAGCGCCUUAGCAACGGUAACUACUGCUAA
Messenger RNA from Knipowitschia caucasica, 2868 nucleotides. The record is from the annotation of a GenBank genome assembly. Lineage: Eukaryota; Metazoa; Chordata; Actinopteri; Gobiiformes; Gobiidae.